AUGCCGCCGCGAAAAAUACGCCAACAGACGGAUGACAAUAGUGAUUCUGGUGAUGAAAAGGUGGACGCAGUGCCCUCGCCAGCACCAGUGCUCAUGUCCGGGGAUCAGCUGUCCUCGCUCCUGGCCGCCUUCUCAAAGUCGCAGGCCGAGGCGAACCGACAACUCGUCGAGUCCCUGUGGGCAUCACAUGGUUUGGGAAGUGGAUCGAAGUUCACCACCCCGAUAGUGUCACCGUCCCCGACGCCAACAAGUAACAUGGCUAAAUGCACCGCGCGUUUUGAUGGCGUCGCUCGCCAUCCGGAGGCCGUUGAAGCGUUUAUCGACUCUGUGGAGGUGUACAAGGAGUGUGCGUGCGUCUCCGACGAUAUCGCAUUGCGUGGACUACCAAUGCUCAUGGAAGGCGAAGCAGCCAUAUGGUGGAGAGGGGUCCGGAACGAAGUGUCCUCGUGGCCCGACGCUCUCAAAAGGUUACGAGCUAUGUAUGGUGUACCACGCCCUGCACAUAAAGUUUUUCGUGACGUGUUUUCGUCUGAGCAAGGUGAUGAGCUUGCUGACAGUUUCAUAGUGAGGAUACGUGCUAUGCUGUCCAGAUUGCCGUACCAGCUACCAGAGGAAGCCAGGUUAGACAUAAUCUACGGUCUACUUCAUAAACGGAUAAGGAAAAGACUACCGAGAGAUGGUGUGAGCGACAUAGAAACACUCAUAGAGAAGUCGCGCAUGGUGGAGGAGUCACUUGUGGAGUGCACGGCUGCCCUCAACAUUCCGCCGCAGCCACACAAGUCGUUACCUACGGUGUUCAGCGAACGCAGCUCCGCGCCUGACGUGACAAGUAUUCACAUUGUAAUGAUAAACAUUUUGUAA
Messenger RNA from Bombyx mori (domestic silkworm), 861 nucleotides. Its product is annotated as activity-regulated cytoskeleton associated protein 2-like. Lineage: Eukaryota; Metazoa; Arthropoda; Insecta; Lepidoptera; Bombycidae. Bases 1 to 861 code for a protein of 286 amino acids. The transcript is spliced from 2 exons. The record is from RefSeq and is a predicted model, not a curated record.